UCACCAUCACAUCCACAGAGGAAGAAGAAGAAGAAGAAGGUGGCAACAUGGCGGCGCUCAGUGCUGCACUGCUUGGGUUUCGACAUGGACUAAAAACUGCGGAUCCUAAAACUGCGUUAGGGCUUAAAAUGUUGUCGUGUAGUUUAUCAGCAGGGAAAAACACUGACCAGGUCACAAAAGCUCAGUUCACAGAUGCUGAAGUUCAGGACAUUUUGAAGAGAAUCACAGGUUUGGAUUUGAAUAAAGUUUUCCGUCCAAUUAAACAGGAGCUUAAACCACCAAAGUAUAAACUUCUGACUGAUGCUCAGCUAAAGGAGGCAGUGAAGAAGGCAGAGGAAGAGGCCCAGAAGUUGCUGCAGAUGCCUCCAGUUUUACCAGAAAGGCAACCCAUCAGUGAUGUCCUGUGUGAGGAUGAGAUACUGGAGGGAAUGGACACGGCCAAAUACGUCUUCACAGACAUCACCUACAACAUCCCACACCGAGAGCGGUUUAUUGUUGUGAGAGAGCCGAGUGGGGUCCUGCGCAAAGCAUCAUGGGAAGAAAGAGACCGGCUCAUACAGGUUUAUUUCCCCAGGGAGGGUCGCAAGCUCACAGCGCCACCUAUCUUUAAAGAAGAAAACCUCAAGGUUGUUUUUGGGCAAAACAGACACGAGGAGGUUCUGAACUACUGCCUGGUCCAGUUUGAACCCGACUCUGCAGAUUUCAAGCGGGUACACACACUGACCUACGAGGACAUCGAGCAACACGGGAAAUAUGAGCUCCUCAGAUCCACCUGUUUAUUUGGAGGUCUUGUGUGGUUCCUCGUCAGCAGCCGCAGAACAGACGGACUGUUGCUGGACAUGCUGCAGAGAGAGCGGCUGCAGGAGGCAGUGGAUUUGGUUCAGCUGUUUAAACUGAUUCAUCCUCAGAGUGACGUAGCGUUAAAGAGCAAACAAGCCACAGGCAUCGACCUGCUCAAGGUUUAUGCUGAUUGUGAGUCUCAGAAGCCUGCGAUCAAGUUGGCUUUGCAGUCAUAUGAGCAGGUGACGGCGGCGAACUCGGUUUAAACUGAAACUGUACCAGAGUUCGGCAUCACGUCCGACAUCACUGUAUUAUAAAUAAACCAUUCUGUAAGACUGAAACUGAAUAUUAAUUAUUGUGUAAAACUGUUAAUAAAUCAUCUGUGUGUCA
Tachysurus fulvidraco (yellow catfish) is the source of this 1170-nucleotide messenger RNA. It is a transcript of the gene mrps22, whose product is annotated as mitochondrial ribosomal protein S22. Lineage: Eukaryota; Metazoa; Chordata; Actinopteri; Siluriformes; Bagridae. Gene Ontology annotation, molecular function: structural constituent of ribosome. Bases 48 to 1046 code for a protein of 332 amino acids. The record is from RefSeq and is a predicted model, not a curated record. Gene Ontology annotation, cellular component: mitochondrial small ribosomal subunit. The transcript is spliced from 8 exons.